Trypanosoma conorhini is the source of this 1083-nucleotide messenger RNA. Its product is annotated as putative leucine-rich repeat protein (LRRP). NCBI's taxonomy places the organism in Eukaryota, Euglenozoa, Kinetoplastea, Trypanosomatida, Trypanosomatidae. Bases 1 to 1083 code for a protein of 360 amino acids. The transcript has a single exon. Gene Ontology annotation, molecular function: protein binding. Gene Ontology annotation, cellular component: cytoplasm. The record is from RefSeq and is a predicted model, not a curated record.
AUGGAGCUGUGCUUGUCCCACAAGGGUUUGCGGAGCUUCGAUGCCUCGACGCUGUUGCUGGGGGCCGCUGAGGGGCCCCGCCAAGAGACGAAGACUCCGUCGCGGAACCGCCAGAUCGCCGUCCGUGCGCUGGAUCUGUCGCACAACGGCAUUGCCCGCUUUGCAGGGGGCCAGGCGCUGGCCGCGCUGGCGGUGUUGGACCUUUCCCACAACUCUCUUGCGACGCUUGACGCCUCGAGCCUUCCUGGGGGGCUGGCACGCCUGAACGUGGGGCACAACGCCCUGCAAGAGUUACAGGGUCUGUCUAGCUUUACGCCGAGGCUGCAGGAGCUGAACAUCAGCUUCAACCGUCUGACCAGCCAACGUGUUGGUGAGCUCCCAAAGCGGCUGACGACGCUGCUCUGCCAGGGCAACUUGCUGGACUCCGUGCGGCCCUUGCUCCCCCUUGCGCACCUCGUCAGCCUUGACCUGAGCUCCAACCAACUCGCCGACGUGGAAGAGCUCCAGAGAUUGAGGCAGCUGCGGGCGCUUCGUUAUAUUGAGCUGCGUGGAAAUCCCGUGAUGAGCGCCCCGGCGGCGGUUCCGUCGAUCCUUGAGGCCGUGCCAAAACUCAUUGCGCUCGAUCGCACGCCGCUCUCGCAGGCGGGGGAGAACCAGAUGUUCAAAUUCCACCGCUCUAGAAGUGCGGAGCGAAACCAAACUGCAUCCCAGCGGCGGACACGCAGGAGGUCGCUUUCCCGUAGGUCGAGCAUGCGACGGCAGGAUAGCAGGAGUGAGACGGAGGUGGAGGUACGCCUCUUGGAGACCCGCGUGAAGGAGCUGGCGCGGCUUUUGAGCGACGCCGAAAAGCGGGAGCGGCAGCUGCGGUAUCAAAAGAAGAUUUUGCGUGAACAAGUAUCGGCGUGUGCAGGGGUCAUAGAUUCCCAGUCCAUGGAGUUAGAACGACUGGCGAGGCGGAUAGGUGAGUUGAAGGAGGAAGAGGCGUCUCUGCGAGAGCCAGUCGCGGAGUUGGACCAAACCUUUGAGCAAACCCAUGCGUCCCUGGUGGCGCACAGGCUAAAUCAGUCCUCCGGGAGUGUCUGA